Messenger RNA from Telopea speciosissima, 3627 nucleotides. Its product is annotated as pre-mRNA-processing protein 40C. Lineage: Eukaryota; Viridiplantae; Streptophyta; Magnoliopsida; Proteales; Proteaceae. The record is from RefSeq and is a predicted model, not a curated record. The coding region runs from base 187 to 3462 and encodes 1091 amino acids. Gene Ontology annotation, molecular function: transcription coregulator activity; RNA polymerase binding. The transcript has 18 exons. Gene Ontology annotation, cellular component: nucleus.
AGGCCGGUUCAGAGAAGCGCUGUCACGACUCACGAGUCAUUUCUUCCGGAAACGAAAGAAAGAAGCCUCUCUGCUUCACAUCUCUUCAACAGCACUGCUAACGCAGAUUGACGUUUGUGACACCGAAAGCUCCAUUUUUGUAAUCAGUCGCUCGUUCGUUUCUUCUUUCAUUAUAUCAGACAAUCAAUGUCGUCACCAGCCUGGAUAACACAGGAAGUGCAAUCUGCAGCUUCUGGGGUAGUUGCCGAAGCCUCUGUCUCGGGACCACUUGUUGCAGGGUCAAAUAUUGGCCCUCCAACUCCAACUGCUGCUCCUCCAGCUCCAGUGGUCGGCCCACUAACUCCGAAGGGUCCAUAUAGUACUGCAAGUGAUGCAGUGCAAGAUCCUGUCAGAGCGAAAUUUGUCAAUGCACCGGGAUAUGUUGUUCCUGCACCUUCAUUUACUUACAAUGUGGUUCCUAAGGCUAACAGUUUGUCUGGAAGCUCUCAGCACCUUUCAUCUAGUAAUGCUUUAAAGUCAAAUCCAGCAGAGUCUGCAGCAACACUUCAACCUCCAGUACCUGGUCAGUCUUCAAGUGGAUCCACUUUGUCAUACAAUAUCUCGCCAGCUAUAGUUGGGACCCCUAGUGGCCAGCAGUUUCAGUCAGGCAAUGUUAGUGUUUCAGGUCGCUCAGAGGGUGCUAAGACUACUGCAACAAGUGCAGUACCCCAACAACCUCCAGUUUCAGGGCAGCUUACUCCAUUUGCUUCUGUAACUGCUGCUCAGAUGAUGCCACCUCUGAUACCCUCCCCUGUCUCUGUUCCAAAAGGAGCCUCAUCUAUUGCAGCAGGUUUUUCUUUUGGUGGGAUUUCUCAAUUGGCGCAGAAGGAUCCAUCUUCAAAUUCUAAUGCCUCAGCUACAGUUGUAAAAGGAGCUGGGACUUCAUCAGCCACAUCGUCUAGUGCACAGUCUGUACCAUUAUCUGUUAAUACUUCUAGUUCUUCAAUGACUAUUCCUGUGAGUCAUAACUCAUAUCCUGCAACUAUAUGGAUGUCCACUGCUCCAUCUUUUCCUGGUUCCGUGGGAAUGCUGGGAACACCUGGAACACCUGGACCUCCAGGUAUAGCUCCAUCUGCAUCAAUGUCUACUGUUGCAGUCCGGUUGGCAGCCCCAGAUUCUUCAUCCACUGCGGUGCCAAGACCCCUCAUAACAUCUACAACUGCAGCUCCGUCAAAUCCAAUCUUGCAACAGCCGAUAUAUCCCCCCUAUUCACCUUUGCUUCCUAUGGCUCCAUCCCCCCAGGGAUGGCUAACCCCACAGAUUGGUGGCUUGCAGAGGCCUCCAUUUCUACAAUACCCUGGUGUACUUCCAGGUCCCUUUCCUAUGCCCAUACGGGGCAUGCCUGUUCCUUCUGUUCCGAUCCCUGAAUCACAACCUUCUGGUGUUUCUCCAAUAGGACCUCCUGGAGGAACUCCCACAUCAUCUGUGGGAUCUGGUAAUCAGCUGGUGAACAAUACAGGGAAACAAUCUGAAGUAUCCUCUCCAGGAAUUGAUCAAGGGAAACAUGCUAAGGAUGGAGGUGCUGUCAAUAAUGAAGAACUGGUUGCUUGGACGGCCCACAAGACUGAGACAGGAGCUGUGUAUUACUAUAAUGCAUUCACUGGAGAGUCAACUUACGAGAAACCUGCUGGCUUUAAAGGGGAGCCAGAGAAAGUCACAGAGCAGCCUACUCCUGUUUCAUGGGAGAAGUUGGCUGGUACUGACUGGACAUUAGUCACUACAAAUGAUGGAAAGAAGUAUUAUUACAGCACCAAGACUAAGGUAAGUAGCUGGCAAAUUCCGGCUGAGGUUGCAGAGAUGAGAAAGAAGCAGGAUGGUGACUCUUUAAAAGAAAAUACAUCAUUGGUGCAAAACACUGGUGUAUCAUCUGAUAAAGGAUCUGCUCCUAUUAGCUUGAAUGCCCCUGCCAUUAGCACUGGUGGUCGUGAUGCCACAGCUCUUAGACCUUCAGGUGCUGCAGGGUCGUCAUCUGCACUGGAUUUGAUAAAAAAGAAGCUGCAAGAUUCUACUACUCCAGUUACUUCCUCACCUCUUCCCACUUCCUCAGGGCCUGCCAUGAUGGAUUUAAAUGGUUUGAGAGCUGUUGAAGUUACGGUCAAGGGCCCACAGAGUGAGAGCAGCAAAGAUAAACAGAAAGAAGCUAAUGGGGAUGGGAAUGUGUCAGACUCCUCUUCAGAUUCAGAGGAUGUGGACAGCGGACCUACUAAGGAGGAAUGUAUUAUACAGUUUAAGGAGAUGCUUAAAGAACGUGGAGUGGCGCCAUUUUCAAAAUGGGAGAAGGAACUGCCGAAGAUUGUAUUUGACCCGCGUUUUAAGGCAGUUCCAGGUUAUAGUAGUCGAAGAGCACUGUUUGAACAUUAUGUUCGGACACGAGCUGAAGAGGUACGCAAGGAAAAACGAGCUGCUCAGAAGGCUGCGAUUGAGGGCUUCAAACAGCUGUUAGAAGAAGCUUCUGAGGAUAUUGAUCAUAAAACUGAUUACCAGACACUCAAAAAGAAAUGGGGCAAGGACCCACGGUUUGAGGCCUUGGACCGGAAAGAACGAGAGAAUUUAUUAAAUGAAAGGGUUCUUCCACUGAAGAAAGCUGCAGAAGACAAGAUUCAAGCAAUACGUGUGGCUGCUGCCUCUAACUUCAAGUCUAUGCUCCAAGAAAGGGGAGAUAUAAAUACAAGAUCUCGUUGGUCCAGGGUGAAGGAUAGCCUAAGGAAUGAUCCUAGGUAUAAGUCUGUUAAGCAUGAAGAAAGGGAAGUCUUAUAUAAUGCAUAUAUAUCUGAAUUAAAGGCUGUUGAAGAAGAAGCUGAGCAAGCUGCUAAAGUCAAGAGGGAGGAGCAAGAGAAAUUGAAGGAAAGGGAGCGAGAAACGCGAAAGCGAAAAGAGAGAGAAGAACAAGAAAUGGAGAGAGUGCGAGUGAAAGUUCGCCGAAAGGAAGCAGUUGCUUCUUAUCAAGCUUUACUUGUGGAAACAAUUAAAGAUCCUCAGGCAUCUUGGACUGAAUCAAAACCAAAACUGGAGAAGGAUCCACAAGGGCGUGCUGCCAACACUGAUUUAGAUCAAGGUGAUACGGAAAAGCUAUUCCGGGAACAUGUAAAGAUUUUGUAUGAGCGGUGUGCACGUGAUUUUAGAGCUCUGUUAGCGGAGGUCAUAACUGCUGAAGCGGCAUCGCAAGUCACACAAGAUGGGAAGACGGUUCUUACUUCUUGGUCCACAGCUAAAUCCCUUCUCAAAUCUGAUCCUAGAUAUUCAAAGAUGCCGAGGAAAGACAGGGAGACCCUUUGGAGGAGACAUGCUGAGGAAAUGAUGCGGAAGCAAAAGUCGGCAUCUGAUCCAAAGCAAGAAAAACACAAUAAGGAUACAAAGGAUCGAAGCUCUUUUGAUUCAGGAAGGUCACCAUCAGGGUCCAGGCGAACCCAUGGACACAGAUAGGUUGUGAAGGCUAUCCUGUCAAGGGCCUGAAUCAGUAGAGAUCCUGGGUGACAGUCUUCUUAACUGAUAAUCCACUGGUCUAUGCCUUGCUAUCCUUGUUAAAAAUGUUGAUACCGGAGUUAAAAUGUGGUAAGAGCCUCAAUUCCAUUGGGCUGUUCAGUUGUA